This is a messenger RNA of Nanorana parkeri, 1168 nucleotides long. RefSeq names its product phosphoserine phosphatase (gene PSPH). The transcript is spliced from 5 exons. NCBI's taxonomy places the organism in Eukaryota, Metazoa, Chordata, Amphibia, Anura, Dicroglossidae. Gene Ontology annotation, biological process: dephosphorylation; L-serine biosynthetic process. Gene Ontology annotation, cellular component: cytoplasm. Bases 14 to 727 code for a protein of 237 amino acids. The record is from RefSeq and is a predicted model, not a curated record. Gene Ontology annotation, molecular function: L-phosphoserine phosphatase activity; magnesium ion binding.
GGUGCACCACAGUAUGUCUUCCCUGUCACAGCUGAAAGAACUCUUCCGUCGGGCCGAUGCAGUCUGCUUUGAUGUGGAUAGUACUGUUAUUAAAGAAGAGGGCAUAGAUGAGCUGGCAAAGUUCUGCGGUGUGGGAGAUGCAGUGGCAGAGAUGACUCGCAAAGCAAUGGGAGGAUCGCUAACAUUUAAAGCUGCCCUAACUGAAAGACUUGCCUUAAUUCAUCCAUCAAGAGAACAAGUGCAGGCUUUGAUCACAGAACAUCCUCCAAGGCUGACUGAAGGAAUACAGAAUCUGAUUCACCGCCUGCACCAGAGAAAUGUGCAGGUCUUCCUUAUAUCAGGAGGAUUUCAGAGCAUUGUGGAGCAUGUAGCUGCAGAGCUGGACAUCCCUCUGAGUAAUGUCUAUGCCAAUAGACUCAAGUUCUACUUCAAUGGUGAAUAUGCUGGGUUUGAUGAGACACAGCUUACUGCAGAAUCCGGUGGUAAAGGAAAAGUCAUUGGCCUUCUCAAGGAAAAGUAUGGCUUCCGUGAUGUAGUUAUGAUUGGAGACGGUGCUACAGAUAUGGAAGCAUGUCCCCCUGCUGAUGGUUUCAUUGGAUUUGGAGGCAAUGUGAUAAGGCAACAGGUCAAGGAAAAGGCCAAGUGGUACAUUACAGACUUUGAAGAGCUUCUCAGGGAGCUGGACAGUGACAGUAUCAAAAUGAAUCAUAAUGAUAUAAUUUACUAAUGUUCAGCAAGCUAUUACAGUUGUCUAUUAUGUAGCAAGAAAGCCAUUCGUUGGACAGCCUUUUAUACCUUAAGGGCCUGUAAACAUUUUAUAGUGUUUUAUCUUUUUAUCCAAUGAAAACAGUGGUGAAUUCAGUUUUAGUUGUUUUUUUUUUUACUACUAACCUUUACUUGAAGUAACUCUAAUAAGAGAAAAUAAUAACAGGCAUGUUUUUUGCAUUCAUAUUUUUUUCUCCAAGCAGAUGUACUGUUUAUCAUAGAAAGGUGCAGAGUCGCAGUUUUACAUGGUAGAAUACUACUGUUUAUUCUUAAGAUUUCCACUCCACCACAUUUCUUUGUAGAGAAAUUUAGCUGACUUGCUGUCAUUUCACUUACACUUAUUGAAAAUACUUACUGCUGAAUGUAAGUAGAAAAACAAUAAUUAGUUGAUUAUAUAUGUAAA